UUUUUCAUACUUUAUUUGAGAUCAUAAUAGAAAUCGUUAUGGAGAUGUUGAAGUUCCGCUCUGAUUUAAAAUUCGAAAGUGAAUGAUUAUACACAAGGAAAGUCAUGUCCUCCUACAGAGAACAGCUUCUCUGCAUGUGAAACGAUCCGGUGAUGUCGGUGGGAGACACAUGGAAAGCUGGUUUCACAAAUGGUGUCCAGCCGUAGAAGAGACACUUGCGGGUAUUCAGUCGGACACCACAAAUGUGAGUGAUGAAAUUUGUCAAAGUCUUCUUGAGCAAGCGACGAAACAGGGUUAUGAUACAAGGUGUCUCGUGAAAACCUCGCAAGCUGAAGGAGUCGACUCUGAAAAUACGCCCGAAAGCUCUACAGAUAGGAAAGGCUUCUGGUGGUUAAAGGCAGCCUUAGGAAAAUGACGAAAUUAUUGAAUACGAGUGAUUCUAGGAGAAUAAGAGUAUAUAACCUAGGGUGGAUCGUGUGAUUCAUCGCUUCGUAUAGGUUUCGCCGCUUUGUGAUUUAAGAAGGUAAUAAGUCUUGGUGCCGGGUGUUUUCCAAGUACCUCUGAAUCAUGGAAAAUUCUACUGGGAUUAGAAGAGAUAAUUUUCACUACCUUUUCACACAUAAAGGAUUAUACAUGUAAUAAUGCCUAGAAAUAUAGAUACCAG
Molecule: messenger RNA, 664 nt
Organism: Marchantia polymorpha subsp. ruderalis
Lineage: Eukaryota; Viridiplantae; Streptophyta; Marchantiopsida; Marchantiales; Marchantiaceae
Source: the annotation of a GenBank genome assembly